AUGGGCGAGGAGCUAAGGCGGCUUGCGGCGGCAAAGGAUGCCUGGCUCCUGCGGGGCGAUCAUCAAGAGGCGCGCCAGAUUGCGCAGGAGGUCCUUCAGCGUGCUCGGGAAGCGGAGCAGCCCCAGGUGAUCGCGGAUGCGCUUCGCAGCCUGGCGCUCUGCGAGCAGAGUCGCGCCCACAGCGCGUGCUACAAGGAGAGCUCCGAGCGAAAAGUCAUCCUUUUAGAGGCCGAAAAGCUUUGCCGAGAAGCUUUGCCCGAGAUGGCUGCACGGAACGAGCGCCGGGGCGAGGCCUUGAUGCUCCUGGGUGCAGCAGAGAUGCUUUUGGAAAGCAAGAGGUUACCCGAGACGCGGCGCGGCAACAAGAAGCGCUCCGAGGCGAGGGCCUCACUGGAGAAGGCGUUGUACGUCUUCCAGGAGCUGCAGGACAAGGCCUUGGAGGCUGAGGCCUACCUGGCCUUGUCUGGAGCGUGCCUGGCGCAGAACGAUCCCAAAGAGGCGCUCCGUUUCGCACGGCAGAGUGAAGACCUCUGCAGAGGCGAAGCCGAAGCCUCGCUGCGACCGAGGGCCUUGAAUGCCUGUGCUGUGGCGAUCGGCCUGGGUCCAACUUCCAAGGAGUUCUUUGACGCCGGCCUCAAAUGCCAUCAGCAGGCGGUGGAGAUGUAUCGGCAAAGACCAGGGUAUCAGCGGCCCUUGGCAAUCCAGUGCCUAGCGCUUUCCAAGUGGUAUUUGCUGAUGGACCGUGCGCGAGAUGCGCUGGCGCCUGCCAAGGAAAGCUUAAAGCUUUUCACCGAGCUGGGAGGCUUGUCCGCGGACUGGCGGCAAGAGGCUCUCAGCCAGUUGUGCCGCGUGCGGCUCAGCCUCGCGGAUGUGAAAGGCGCGCAGAAGAUGGCACAGGAGGCGGAGGCGACCUGCGGUCACGACCAGCGGCUGAAGCUGCUGGCCAUGGAGACGAAGGUCUUGGUGAAUAUGGAGCUGGACACCCUCUAUGAAGGUGGCAACCUAGGGGAAGCCCUGGCCGCCGCCCGUGAGGGGCUUCAGCUGGCCAAGGACCUCAAGGACAAGAAGUGCGAAGCGAGCAUGCUCCACCAUGUGGCCCAAGCAUGCCUCAGGCUUCGGCGGAUGGACGAUGCCUUGGAGGCGGUGACGAGUAGCUCCACGACUCUGGACGAUCUUGGUGAGCAGUCCCAGCGCUGUUUGGUCUUGCAGACGGCCAUUGAGAUCCUUAUGGCCAAGGGAGAUCUCCGCGCGGCGCUGGAAGUCUGCCAGGAGAUCCGCCGAUUGGCGCAGGACUUAGGGAAGCGCUCCCGCGAGGCCAACGCCAUCCUGACAGAGGCCCAGAUCUACCACGCGGCAGGCAAUUGCUCGCAAGCGCUCGCGCUGGCUCGAGAUGCCCAGGUGAUCUUCCAGGCGGUGGAUGACAAGAAGGGCGAGGGAAUGAGCUGGAGCAUCAUCUCUGAGAUCCAGAAGAGCACUGGCGAGAAGGAGGAUGCCCUCCGUGCGUGCCGCAGCACGCGAGCCCUCUACCAGCAAGCAGGCGACAAGCGCUCACAGGCCUACGCCAUGAAGAACAGCGCGGCGCUGUUCGUGGCGAACUCCAGUGACGAAGAGGCGGUGCGCGAGGCGCACGAGGCCUUGGCUUUGGCACGUGCAGCUGGCGACUCCAAGGCUGAGGUGGAGAUGUUGAACUUGGUGGCCCAGGCAACCCUGAACUCCAUCAUCAAGCGUUCGCAGGAGAUGUCAGACGACGAUGCCAUCGCCUACAUCACCGUGCAUGAGGAUUCGGCGGUGCGCCCUGCACGGGAGGCCGCCGCGCUGGCCCGGAAGAUGGGGGACAAGCAGAUGACGGGCAUUGCCACGUAUUCAGUGGCCCAGUGCCAUGCCGUGGCUGGGCGCACCGGUGCAGCGGUCCAGGCCGCUACAGAGGCACGCAACCUCUUCCAUGAGACCUGGGAUCGGCAAGGAGAGGCCAUGGCCAUUUUAAUGUUAGGCGAGAGCUUGGUGCUCGAUGGACAAACCGAUGAUGGCAAGCGAGUGUCCAAGGAGGCGCAAGAGAUGUUCCAGUCGAUCAACGACCAGGAGGGCGUGGACAAGGCCGAAAAGACGCUCCAGCAGAUCCAGGAGAUCUUGGGAGCGCCUGCUGCCCCGACAGCACGAGAGGCCGAGCACGUGCCGCAGGCCGAGAGCGUGGCGGUGGUGGCAAAGAAGGCCACCCUGAGCCGCGAGGAGGCCAUCAGGAUCUCGAAGGCUGUGGUCAUGGAAUCCAUUGGUGGGGAUGAGGAAGUGACUCUAGACGACCCUCUGAUGGAAAGUGGCCUUGACAGCCUGGCGACGAUCGCGUUCCGCGAGAGCCUGGAAUCACAGACGAACAUCAAGCUGUCCUCCACCUUGGUCAUGGAUUACCCGACCCUCAACGACAUCGUGGAGCAUUUGGUGGAGAACAGCUACGUGCCGCCGGGCAUCAUCACCCGGACGCUGCACGACAUCGCGGAGAUGCUCCGGGUCUCCGCCACGCGGCGGGAGCGGAGGAAGAACCUGGUGAUCACUUGUCGCCAGAAGUUCUUGCCCAGCACGGAAUCCAUGGAACGCCUCCAUGCCAGCAUCAUCGGUCGGUCCUUAGGGCGAUCUUUCGCACAUGUGCUGCUGAUGACGAAGGUCCUCAUGGGCUUUCGAGAGGCCGUCCACACGGCUCGGCUCUCGAACGCCCUGCAGCGGCGCACGGGUUGGCUGCGAAGUGAGAAGUGCCAGCCAGAUGAGCGGUGCUUGGAAUUUCACUUUCAACAUUGGCGGCACUACACCACCUCCAGCUUGCAGCAACGAGCGGCGGAAGCUGAGAUCCUGCGAGGUCGCGAAUCCGUGCUGGAGGUCUUUGCACAGGGCCGGGACGAGCUCUCGAGGGCAGUGGAACUGCUCUACGAUCGCUCCUUAGUCGAGCUCCUCUUGGUUUGCAUGGCCGCCUGGCGAGAUGCGCUGCGGCUCUUGAGUUUGGAGGGCUACGGUUACCACCUGGCCUCCACGCGAGAGAGGACGCCUUGGUGGGUGGAGGAUCUCUUCCUUUUGCCCGCUGAGAAGGCGCACUUGCUGCUUUGCCUGGUCUGUUGGGCUGCUUGCUGCGCCUUACAGCGGCAAGGACGCGGCCUCAAGGACAUGGAGAUCUCCUUGCAAGAGAUCUCCCAGACAGUGGAGGGCCAGCGCCAGCAGCUCCGGCGUGGCCAGGCUCUGAAGGAGCGUUUGGAAGAGAAUAGCCGUCGCUUCGUAUGCCGCAGCCUCCAGCAAGCAGAACGGUGGCUCCUCAAUGCCGUGUGGCAGGCUUGGUCGCGCCAGAGCGAGGCCACCCGCCGUGCACGCCAGCGGCUCAUCCGUUGGCUGCCCGAGCGGCUCAAGCAGCAGAACGCCCUGCGCGGUGCCCUCGAGGCCUGGCUCUCACUGGCGCAAGAGGGACGCCGAAAGCAGCAAGCCCUGCGACGAGGCCAAAGAGCCAUCGUCCGGUGGCAAGAGGACCUCAGGUCAUGGAGUCUGAGCAGCUGGAGGCAGACGCUGCGGGAACAGAAGGAGGUGGCGCUGCGACGACGCCAGAGCGAACGCAGGCGGACGUGGGCCGAGCGACGCUGUGGCGAGUGCUCGUUGCAGCUGCUGAGAUGGACUUGGGACGCCUGGAAGCUUCACCUUCGCCACGCCCAAGAGCGUGCAAGGCGGGUCUUCUCUCACGUAAGCCUGGGAGACGAGCGACAACAGUGGCACUUGGAGCUUCAGAUGUGCGGAGACCUGGGGCCCAUCGAAGCACAGGUUUGGCCACAGGCGCCCUGGCCGUCGGGCGGUGGGAAGGUUUCCAGCUACAACAGCGAACACCAAGCACUUUGCGAACACAGGUCCACGGCCCUGAGCGAUAGCGACCUGGCCGACCUGGCUGGAGCGGCUCCACAGGCAACCGGGCCGAAGGAUGACUUCGACCAGGUGCCAGAGAUGCCUCGCUUGCAAGCCCCCAAGGUGACCUCCGAUGCGAAGGACCAGCAGAUUCAAAAUCUGGAGAGGUCGGUGCUAAACCUGGUGAACCAGGGCGCCUCGCCGGGCAUGGUGGCCUUUGUGGAAGAGCUGAGACAAUUGGUGGAUGGGAAGAUGAAGAAGGAGCUGCGAAACCAGCAGAACACCACGCAGAGCACGCUGAAUGCCCACUUUGGAGCUAUCGCACACUGCGCGCAGCAAGACUGGCGAGAAGUGCUGGACGUGGCGCUGGGCCAAGACGUGAAAGCCAAUGCCUCCAGUGUGGAGAGCUUCGGCCUUCAGCCUUUAGCGCAGAAGCACAGGCUGUGCAGAUGGGGCGAGUGGCAACGAUGGGAGGAGAAGACGUCGACGCAGGCGGCGAUGGAGAAGUCCAAGGAGACCAAAGACUACCUCUGUGGCCUCUAUGCGGGCAACGAGAGCCACCGCGCGGCGCCGGUGGGCGAUUCCGGGAACUGCGUCAUGGGCAGCAAAUACCCGGCCAGCAGCCAGACCAGGCAUAUCGACUUCCUGCGUGACCAGUUGGCGUGGUGGGAGGAUCAGCUCCAGCAGAUCCAGACAUCCCGUGUUCAAUGCACUGCCGCCAGCGAGGCCUAUGACAGUGCUUUGGCCAUGUUCCAGCAAGCCUCCACGGCACAUGCUGAUGUGCAGAAGACCUGCAACGCCACACAGGUGCAGCUGGAUGAGGCAUCCUGCCGAUACAAGGCGUACAGCCAGAAGAAGUGCGAGCUGAUCGCCCACUGCGCUGACACCGCCUGGCAGACCUACCACGACACCUGGAACGAGGCGCUCACCGAAGCGCAGUUCCUCCAGGCUCAGAUGAGGGCGCUCCUGAGGAUCGAGUGCUACCUCGGAGCUUUUCAGUUGAGCAACAUGACCGAUGGCAUCCUGCAGUGCAAGCGGAAGGACUUCCACAAUCACACUCACGUCACUUCUUUGGCGUUCCAGCCACAGGCGCAGCCAGCGGCUCACAGUUGCCUUGUGGACAAAGAGAAUGUGGCCGGGUUCUGUGUCUACGAAGGGAAGUAUUACGCCAACACCUCCAACCUCAGUCGGGUGCUCAGUAACCCGGAAGUGGGAGAAGGAGAGGUUUUGGGGCAGCCAACCCUGUGCAGCCUCCUGCUGCCACAAGACUUGCGUCCUCUGAGUGGGGAUGUUGUGGUCCAGGCCUUCUCAGAAGCCUUGCCUCAUGUCAAGAGUUGGCUUCAGCUGCUGAGUGCCUGGCGCUACCAGGCGCAAGAGCAGAGGCACCUGCGGCAGCGCCUGCAGUCCGAGCAGAGCAGCAGUCGGCAGCUGGACCAGGCCUUGCAGAGUGCAGCUUUGGCGCUUGAGCGAUGCCAAGAACAGCCAGGGCCCUUCCACUGCCGCCUGCUCCAUGAGUGGCGUCAGCUCGUGGUCCAAAGGAAGACCAGUGCGGUGCGUCAUGGGCAAAGAUCACGCUACGUGCAGCUGCAAGAGGCCAAGGACCAGGCGAUGCUCCUCUCCAGCUGCCUCCGCCAGUGGCAAGGCCAGUGUCAGCGCUCUGCGGCCGAGUGGCGGACUGCCCAGGCAGUUCGGCAAGCACAGCAACAGAUGCACCGGAAGACGCUGGAUGCCCUGAGGCGUCGGCAAGAGGGUGAUGCGUGCGCGCUGCAACUGCUACAUUUUGGGGCCUGGCGCCAAGAGGUCUUGCACAGUCGCAUCGCCCGCGCGGAGAAGGAGAAGAUCAUCACCCGGACUUUUGGCCAACUCCUCUUGGAUGACGAGAUGCUGAGAUCCCGCAGCUUCUACGAGUGGCGAAAUGCCUUGCACCACGCGCGGCACGAUGCGCUUCAUCGGGCGGCUGAACAGGAGGCGGAGGAGCGGAAGAAGGAGGCCCAUGAGCAGAAGCUGCAAGUCAUGAGGCAAGCCUUUCGAAGCUCGAGUGAGGCCUUGUUGGGUUCGGCCUUCUUGGGUUGGCACAACUUGGCGCGGCACCGCCAGCAGCACCUGGCGCGGCGCCGGCAGAGCGAGCAGCGCCGCGAGCGGAAGGACUUGGAGCUGGAGAGAUUCGCUUUGCUGCAUUGCGUUUGUGCCUGGCAUGUCCAAGCGCUGAAGUGUGGCAGCCUUCGCCGGAAGCGCUCCGCUGGCGCACGCAUUGGCCUGCAGGCGCUGACGCUGUGGCAGCUGCGCGGGGUGCAGGGUCUCACGGAUCCCGGCCGUGGGGCCUUUCAGGCACAACUUCUGGAGCUGUGGCAUCAAGUAGCGCUGCGCGGCACCGAGGCGCUGCGCGGUCGGCAGCAGCUCCGCGCACGGAACGCGCAGCUCUGCAGGGAGAAGCUGAUUCCAGCUUUGGACGUCCAACGUCUCUUGCUGCUGCUGGGCCGCUGGCGCCUGCAUUGUCACUUGUUGCACGGCCGUCGGGCUGCUGGCGCCAUGGUGGAGCAGAGGCUCGCGGCGGAGGAGCAGCUGUGGAUGAGCCGUCUCUACGAUGCAUGGCGCCUGCUGCGCUCCGAGCAGUUGCACCUCAGAGCCGUGGGCACCAGCUGCCAAAACGCUCGGGAGGUCCAGCUGCAGCUGCGCUGGCGCAUGCUGCAUGGGAUGAGCCAACUGCAAGACUUGGUGGAUCAAGGGAGAUUGGAAGCGCUUUUGCUGAGGUGGCGCGUGGAGACGUCGAUCCGGUCGACGCGGCGUCGGUUGAAGGAGCGCGCCUUCACCGGCACCAUGCGUGAAGUGGCACGGGAGGAGCUGGAGCUGUGCCAGUGGGUUUUCUCGAUCUUCAAAGCAGAGGCCACCCGGGAACGUCACCAGCGAGAGCUUGAACGCACCGAGCGACAGGUGCAGGGAGCUCGCAUCGUUCAGCGUCAGAUGGCCGACGGCUGGAAGAAGGCCUUGGAGGCCCUACAAGCUGAGCAGCUCCGGAACCUCCGCGCGCAGCUCCGAAGCCUUUGCCGCGCCUGGCUCACCGGCGCUCGGGCGCUGGUGAACGCGCGAGGCGUUCGGAGGCGUUGGGCCUCAGUCCUGGGACACCGGCAGCGGCAGCGCGCUUUGCGGCGGAUGUGUUUGCACUGGCGCUGGGUGGCCGGGCAGGAGAGGCAUGAUGCCCGACUCCAGCGGUGCCGCAAGUAUGCGGAGAACUGCACUGUUCAGCUGCGGUCGGCAUGGCUCAUGCAGCAGACCUUCCGGAGCUGGCAGCAUGCCCGUGCUUAUGAGGAGCUCUUUCGCAUCCUCUCCGACACCCAGGCAGACCUGGCGCGUGCGGCGGAAGCCACAGCCUUGGCGGAGACGGCCGCGGUGGCUGCGCAGCAGAGGAAUCAGCAGGUCACCGUGCGUGUGCUGCCGCCGAAGCCAGCGUGGGCGCAGGUGCCCCAUUUCGUUGGGGUCGCCCAGCCCGGGGUUUCGGUGGUGAUGCGAUGUGCGGAAAUGUGGGCCCGUGUCGCAGCUCGUUUCUUGGCGGAGAAGACCCCGGGGGAGCCAUGGGGAGAAGACCUCAUGCGACGGCGUGGAGUGGAUGCUGCCUGGGAUGCCCUCGAGGAGAUGAUGCGGGCGUCGUUACCUUCGGACCGCUUUACGGUCAGCCGGAUGCUCAUGCGCACGCUGGCCGACGGCCGGCGAACCUGGGAUCCGGUAAAGAUCAACCGCAGUAUCGCCUUAGUGGAGCAGUUCAUUCAGCAACAGCCUGGCGAGGCGGAUGAGGUGCUCUUCAACGCGAUGUUGGACACGCACUCGCGGAGCAAAGACAUCGCUCGGUUGGAGAGCACGUAUCAACGUAUGAAGGAUUUGGGCGUUGAAGCGUCUCACGUGACCCUGGGCAUUCUCGUCAAGGCCUACGGCCAAGUCUGCGACAUCAAAAAGGUUUUGCAGCUUUGGGACGAGAUGAAAGAUCAAAGGGAACAAGCGAACGCAGUGACUUAUGGCUGUAUGAUCAAUGCAUGCGUGAAGUGCAGCCAGACGGAGAAGGCAUUGCAGAUCUUUCGUGACAUGCAAAAACGGCACAAGCAGUGCAACACCAUCCUCUACACAACAUUGAUCAAGGGCUACGGAAAUGAAAAGGACCUCAGCACUGCGAUCAUGUUGUUCCGAGAGAUGAGAAACGAAGGUGUACCGUACAACACCAUCGCCUACAACUCCAUCAUCGACGUGUGCAUCAAGUGUUCGGAGGUGAGCAGGGCGGAGGAGUUUUUCCAGGAGAUGAUGUCAGACACCAGCACGGUUCAGCCUGAUCUCAUCACCUAUUCCACCUUGUUGAAAGGAUACUGCCAAGUCGGUGAACUAGACAAAGCUCUUCAAGUAGCUGCCACCAUCAAGGCAUGUGGCAUGCAAUGCGACGAGCUCGUCUACAACACGUUGAUGGACGGUUGCGUCAAAGCUAAUGACCUCUCUGCUGGCGUGGGCCUUUUCGCAGAGAUGACCUCCGCUGGGAUGAAGCCCUCCUCGAUUACACAUAGUAUCUUUUUGCGGCUCUACCAGCGGAAUGGCUAUAAAGGAAAUGCCCUGGAUGCGGUGGCACAGCUCUACCAGCACCACGGCUUAGAGAAGCCCUCGGGCACCGUGGAGAAGGCCUCCAAAGCAGCGGCACGUCGAGAGAACCGCACCAAGGGCAACAAGCCACGACCUGCGAAGGCGGCGGCGAAGCCCAAGAGCGCGGGCAGUGGAUUGGGGGCUCCCAUCAAUCCAGGACCUCAGGCAGGGCCAGCCAUGCAGCCGGCCGCCUGGCAGGGCCAUGGACAGAUGCAGCCGGUGCCCGUGGGCCAUCAAGCUUGGCCUGUGCCCGCCUUCGGACGCGCCGUGCCGGUGGCGCCGGUGCCUGCGGCGGCACAGCCAGGCGGCCCCGGCUUCGUGGACGCGUCCCAGAGGAUGCCGGGUGCUGGGGGUUAUAUGAUGCCCAUGAACGAGGUGAACUAUGGGAUUCCCAGUCGCCCCGCGACCUUUGCCGGGAUGGCCUUGGAUGAUUUGUACCAGCGCCAGAACGGCCGGCAGAAUGAGAGUGGCUUCGCCAGUCCCGAGAGAGGCCCACAGCACGAGCCCAUCUCUCCACAUCAGUUCAGAGAAUGGCCCCGGCAGAACGACUUCCUCACACAUCUCAUGCGAUGA
Messenger RNA from Durusdinium trenchii, 9051 nucleotides. The record is from the annotation of a GenBank genome assembly. Lineage: Eukaryota; Dinophyceae; Suessiales; Symbiodiniaceae.